AUGGUCGAGCUCCGCAAACGGCCCGCCCGCGACCCGGCCCCCGCGCCCCCUCCAGCCAAGCGUUCCUCCAGCAAGUCCGCCAGCACCUCCAAGGUCAAGCAGGCCGUCGACAAGGCCAAGGCCGCCAUCUCUGGCUCCCCCUCUGAAGAGGCUAAAGCUUCUGACCACGGCGCUGGCGAGAUGCCCGUCGCGACUGAGACGGGCGUGCUGCCCGAGACGACCGGCACUGCCGGCGAUCAGGACGCGGCCGCCGCUCCGGUCACGAACGCGGUCGCCACCACGGAAGCUACUGCUGCUGGUACCGCGGGCGGAGCGACGGCGGCGUCAGGCACGACGACGUCGACAUCGACGAAGUUGAGCCGCGACGCGGUGGGCAGCAAGGUAAACUUGGCCGGGUUCGGCGGCACGGUCACCACGCACGAGGGCCGCGAGGUCACGGUGCAGCAGCUGCUGCAGGAGGUGGCGCAGAGUCCCGUGGGAGGCGCGGAUGGCCGUGGGAAGGGGUUGGUGCUCUUCACGUACCCGAAAGCGUCUACCCCGGGGUGUACGACGCAGGCGUGCCUCUUCAGGGACAACUACAGGCCUAUCACGCAGGCCGGGUUUGCGAUCUAUGGCCUCAGCACGGACAGCCCCAAGGCGAAUACGAAUUUUGUGGCGAAGCAGGGACUGCAGUAUCCUUUGUUGUGUGAUCCGAAUGCGAGUCUGACGACGGCGAUUGGCAUGAAGAAGCCGGGCGCGGGGAAGGGGACGACGAGGGGGGUGGUGAUCUUGGGAGUGGAUGGUGGUGUCAAGUUGUGGGAGCAGGCUGGCCCGCAACGCACUCUGGAUGUUGUCCUGGAAUACGUUAAGCAGGAGGGCGCUUAG
Messenger RNA from Cyphellophora europaea CBS 101466, 864 nucleotides. RefSeq lists its product as uncharacterized. The transcript has 2 exons. Gene Ontology annotation, molecular function: thioredoxin peroxidase activity. Gene Ontology annotation, cellular component: cytoplasm. Lineage: Eukaryota; Fungi; Ascomycota; Eurotiomycetes; Chaetothyriales; Cyphellophoraceae. The record is from RefSeq and is a predicted model, not a curated record. Gene Ontology annotation, biological process: cell redox homeostasis; cellular response to oxidative stress. The coding region runs from base 1 to 864 and encodes 287 amino acids.